AUGUCCGGCCUUCCCACAAUUAUAGCAGUUUCUUUUAAACUUUUUGGCCUUCUUGGAGUUAUCUCUGCGCGGAGCAUCACCGGAGAUCUUUCGCUUCUUGUUGACUUUUGGUUUGGUUUCAACGAAGUUUGCUCUAAGUUGAACAAUAGGCUUCUUCUCGGUCUUUUUAUUAUCUUCCUAAAUUCUCAAAUGGACGAUCAACUCUUCCUAGUUCAUCUCUUUACAUUUGUGCUUGAGAUAGUCGAAACACUAUUAUUAGUUAGGAGAUCAUUUGUGAAGAAGAUGGCGUCGACUUCACAGGAAACGGAUGUUAGAAGAAAGGACAGAGGUACAAACUUUUGCAACCAUUCAUUCGAAGCACUAAUGGAAAAAUAUGGAGUUAUUCAUAAAAUCUCUACUGCUUACCACCCCCAAACUAGUGGACAUGUAGAAUUGGCUAAUAGGAAAAUUAAACAAAUUUUGGAAAAAACGGUGAAUCCUAAUCGUAAAGAUUGGUUUUUAAGAUUAAGUGAUGCACUUUGGGCUUACCGUACUGCUUUUAAGACUUCCCUAGGCAUGUCACCAUAUAGACUUAUUUUUGGAAAGCCUUGCCAUUUACCUAUGGAGCUUGAACACCGAGCAUAUUGGGCUAUUAAACAUUUUAAUUUCGACCUAGAGGAGGGAGGUAAGCUUAGGAAAUUUCAAUUGGUUGAGUUAGAGGAGUUGAGAAAUGAGGCCUACGAGAGCUCUAGAAUCUACAAGGAAAAAAUAAAAGAUUUUCAUGAUAAACACAUUUUGAGAAAGACUUUUGAACCAAAUCAAAAAGUGUAUUUGUAUGAUUCUAGACUCCACAACCAUGCUAGAAAACUUAGUUCUAGUUUUAGAUUUUUCUUUUGUACUGCAGCUAUUCCCUCGAAGCAUAUUUCGAGGACAAAGCAUUCAACAUAUGCAGUAUACAAGGCGAAGUUCUGGAAUGUGCUUGCACAAGUUCUAAUGCUAAAUAUAGAGGACAUUCCUGCACUAAAAUGGAAGCAUCAAUGUGCACUUCAACUGUUCGAAUCCUUGUGCAAAAUUGCUGACGAGACUGGUUACCCAUUGGAGAAGACAUUUCUUCUUGGAGCACAGAAUGGAAUAGAAGAGAUUGUCCGUACAAUUAUAGAUUCUUAUCCUACUGCAAUAAAGAAUGAAGGUAGGCACCGGACAGCAUUUCAUGUUGCUGUAAUGUACCGUCAUGUAAAAAUUUUUAAGAUGUUGUAUGAGAAGAAUAUACGGAAUGGGCAGUACCUUCGAAUGCUUAACGAAAAGGAAAAGAGCGUAUUGGAUUUUGUGGAAGAAGCAGGGCAUCAAGCUGGAAUUGGUACCGACUCCGGAGUUGUUUUUAAAAUGCAGCGUGAACUUCAGUGGUUUAUGAAAAUGACCGAGCUCGUAAAGUUUAAAAAAUCUCCUAAGAAGGAAAAUCCAGAGCUCGAUCUUCCCGAGAUACCACUUGUCAGCUUUGAAGAACAUCACGCUGACAUGGCUGCAAAAGACAAAGAAUGGAUGACAGGAAUGGCAAAUGCAAGCUCAGUUGCAGCAUCACUCAUUGCCACAGUGGCGUUUGCUGCCGCAUUCCAAGUACCCGGAGGAAACCAUUCUACUGGCAUACCCAAUUUCUCCAAUGAAGGUUUCUUCAAAGUCUUCGCCAUUUCAGACGCCCUUGCACUUUUUUUCUCUAUCACUAGUGUUCUGUCCUUCUUAUCCAUUUACACCUCCCGCUAUAAAGUUCGUGACUAUCUUUUUGACUUGCCCAUCAGAGUGAUUGUCGGUCUAAUUUCUUUGUUCUUCUCUCUCAUAUGUUUAGUGAUGGCCUUUAGUUGUACGUUAUUCCUUGUAUUUGCUAAAAAAAAUGUCCUGCUUCUCACACCAAUAAUCACACUCUCUUGCAUACCUGUGAUCUUGUAUGUCAUACUUCAGCUUCCUUCCCUCGUUACUAUGAUCAGAUCCACAUUUUAUUCGGACAUUACUCAUUGGUAAAUAUUUCAUUGGAAUGUACAUUGUACUCUGAAGAAAUUAAACUAAGGAUUUAGUAUCGUUACGAGUCAUCAAAACUCGUUGAUUUUGUGUCUAUGUUUUAAUUUGGUUGUUCAAUUUGAUGAGUCUGCGUGGUUGUGUAGUUUGAUGAGUCUGUUAUAAUCCAUGUUGUAAUUUGGUUGUGUCGUUUGAUGAGAGUGUUUGGAAGGUGAUUGAGUCAGUUGACAAAAUAAGAAUGA
This is a messenger RNA of Olea europaea var. sylvestris, 2228 nucleotides long. RefSeq lists its product as uncharacterized. The coding region runs from base 1 to 1992 and encodes 663 amino acids. Gene Ontology annotation, molecular function: nucleic acid binding. The record is from RefSeq and is a predicted model, not a curated record. The transcript is spliced from 7 exons. Gene Ontology annotation, biological process: DNA integration. Lineage: Eukaryota; Viridiplantae; Streptophyta; Magnoliopsida; Lamiales; Oleaceae.